Messenger RNA from Amoebophrya sp. A120, 6249 nucleotides. The record is from the annotation of a GenBank genome assembly. Lineage: Eukaryota; Dinophyceae; Syndiniales; Amoebophryaceae.
UUUUAGUUUUCAACAUAAAUGAACUGUAUUGAUAGAUUUAUUACGCGGCUGGCGCUGAUUCCCAUUCGCCGCAGCCUGAAAAAAUUCUACGGUACCUGUUCCUCGUCCCGUUGUCCUGUAGUUGUUUCUUUUCCGAUAGUGCAGCCGAUUCAUCAGUAGUAACAAUUCGCUGUCUUAGGUAAGUAAUUUCAUCGCGGGAUGAAAAAGAAAAAAGGUUCAGCUUCAGAAGCAACUACAAUUAUGCGAUCAUGAUGCAACACAUUUUUGACCAAGAAGAUCCGUUUUCUUUUGUUGUAGUUGUGCCACCAAACGACGUUCCUGGUGAGAGCAGACCGAAGUGUCUAGAUCCACUUACUAGCUUUACCUGGUAGAAGACGAGGUAAAGCACUCCUGCAUCUUCCGGUCGUGCAGCUGGUCCUCGGGUGGAUGUUGACCAGGUGUUGACCAUUCGAUCUGCCUGGAGAAGGAGCUGAUAAUGUAGUUGACCCGGUAUUACUAACGAUUCGACUUUGAAGAAGAUGUUGAUGUUGUGUGACUCACUUUAUUUGAACAGGAGCGACUCUUUUACCAUCAUAAUAAAUUCGAUGGCUAAUUUUUAUAAAAGACGAUUGUCGGCCGCGACUACAACACAACUAUUCCUCCCCCGUAGAAGUCGGUCCUGCAAAGUUUAAGUGUAAGUAUAUAGCUCAAACCCACUAGUAGUAUAUUCGUGUAGUCUAUCCCGAAGAAGAAGAAGAAAAACAAAAAAGGCAAUAUAGAAAAUGGCGACUUCCUCUUUAUUCCGACAGAACCAGGACCAGAACGGCUACGGCAUGAAUCCGUCUGGCUUCCAAGCCGCGCCGUACCAACUGCACCAAGCAGUGGCCGUGCCACCCCCUCCCGCGCCACGGGAUGUUGAACAACAUCUUGUUCCAGGCGGAAGAUCACCAUCUACUGCCAGGGCGCAUGAUAUUAAGCAAAACAAACAUUCGAGAAGUAGAACAAGUAGUACCAGUCCAACUAGAACGAGUAGAGCAGGCCACCACGACAGAAGUACAGGAACAACAUCAAGUUCUACUGCCCAACAAGGUCAAAGACUCCUGAAGAACCUCCCGAGAGAGGCGGUGAAUUGGGUAUUUGCAGAGCCGGACACCUUGCCAGAAAACGUCUCCCUCUUUGCGAUUACAAAACAGGAGCUGAUCGCAGGAGGUUAUGCACUGCAAAAGUCAUCUAGCACUCGUACUAAUUCUUGCAGCACUGCUCCUGGUGCAUGUAUUUUGCAACUCCCUUCCUUAUGAUUAACAUCCUCGUUGACCGCAUAUGCAAAUUCCAUUUCUACAGUAUUCAUCUGGGCAAUAAAUGUGUGAUGCGCGGCUUCCUACUUUAAGGUACGAAGAUACUUUUGCAAUGCAUAGGGAUCCACCACAAGCGACUACGACUAUCAACAACACCAAAGACUCCCCACAGUUUCUCUACCACGAGCAUUACGGAAACCUGGCCGCGCACGAUCCUGCUUUAUUUUCAAAUCAGCCACAGGCCGUGAGAUUCGAGGCGAGGAUACGGGCAGUAGUUCCUGUGGUUGAUCAUGAUCAACACGACGGCGGUGCUGGGCGAGCGGCACCACCGGGGGCCCCCGGCGCGGCACAGGCGAGGAACUACACUUCCGAACAAGAAGUCGAAAAAUUGCUGUCGAUUGCGGUGCCACUCCCAGUACUACCAGAACCACCACAUAUUUACGGCCCGUCAACAUCACAGGGGAACCUUUUUGACCAAGAAUUCGACCGCUUUCUCUUCAACAGCGUGAACAGUAUCGUACGAAAAAAGUGUUUCACUGUAGAGGACUUUGCAAGUUUUGCAUCACACGUUUGUUUUACAUGACAGAGGGGUUCCUAAGGGCAAACACAGCUAGAAUAAAUCCACUGUCUUGCAUGUGUAGCAUGACACAAACUUCUGCGAUUCAUUUUCUGCGUCACAAGUUUACAGCGAAACAGUUUUUUGUUGCGAUAAACAGUUGCGGCUUGUUAAUCUCGGAGCAAAUGGUCAUCGGCUUCCAACUGCCGACGCUCUUCAAUACGUCGAAUGUGAAUCAUCUCCCAGCAGGAGCUCAACAACAACUUCAGCAAGAUCCUCAAAUCGUGGAACUGGACGGCCGCGUUGUGGCAGACUACCGACCCGCAGCGUUAGCUCUGGCUGAAAACAAUCAAAAAGCAAGACCAGGAUCAACACCUCCUUCCGGCAAGAAAGCCCCCGCGUCCUGUUUCACUUCCAUCCGGCGCGCUUUGUGGCACCCCUGCUCUUAUCAAAUGCAAAAGUGUCUGGGUCUGGAAGAUUUUGAGACUUGUCAUGCUUGUCUGGCAUGACCAAAGAGUUUGUGAUGCGUGUCCAAGAAGAGACCCUUUUGCCUGUCAUGCAAAAACGCAGUUUGGCAUGCGAAAAACGCAACACAAAGGAGCGCAGAUAUUGCUCAUGCUUGCCUGUGCAUUACAGAGCAUAAUUCACUAUUCCCAACGCAGCAUUACAAGUUUCCAGACAUCCAGGGACUUUUGCAGUUGAUAGCUCCGACACCCAUGUGGUGGUGUUGUACCGGAAAACCGAGGAGGUCGCAGUUGUAGAGGACUCAACGGCCGCGGCACGAGGACCUCCAGAACUGGAGGCAAAAACGCUGUUCCAUCUGAUUGACCUCAGUGUGAUGGACGAAGCUCCCGGAGUACAACUUCUAGAGCAGCAGUUUGUCGCUGAUGGCAACUUACUAGUCGGAGGACGACCUGUAAUACCGGCCGCGCAAUUCACGCCGUCCAACGCAGUAGAAGUUGACGAUUUUGAUGGGGAAGGUGAGAGCGAUGCGGUGGAUUUGUGUGUGGACUUCGCGUUUUGCACCGGAGCCAGUUCAACAGCUGCACAGGAACUACCAGGAAAAAUCGGCGCAACUGGGGCUCUACAACACCUUCAAAGUCAUCCUCGUUGCAGCUCUUCCGCAACAGGAGCUCAAGAGCAUACAGUAUUACCCACGUUCAGCAAACCGCUGUGGACAUGCGUCUCCGUGUUGUUUCUGCACGAGUCGGGGAAAAUUUUUGUGCGGCAGGAUUUAGGGACUAUCGUGCCGAAACAGAUCUUGCUGCCCAUAGCUGCGCAUGACAAACAACAAAUGGACGACCAAAAGCUACUGCGCCUCCGGGAAGAGGGGUUGCUGAAGGUGAAAACGGUCACGAAGGAGGUGGUGGAGCGGAGUCGCUUGGUGGUGCAACAAGAUAAUUUGUAUAGCGAAGACAACACGACAGCUGCUUUUUCUCAUGCGCAAACCGCACAAGAACAACCAGUCCUCGAAGAGGUCUCUGCCGUCACGUUUGAGGAGCACGCUACCGUCGUGACUGCCUCCUCAUUAUCCUGUGCGAAAGUAUCGUACUCGUAUUGCAAUCAUGCAUUACAAAUCCUUUUCUUAAGGUCAAUCCGCAUUACAUUUCUCAUGCUGAGGAAAUUUGUAAUGCAUUUAUACGAAUGCUAUACUUUUGCACAGGAUACUCCUCGUGGGUGAUCCGAGAAGGCGACGCCCAAGUAGAAGUAGAUGGGACCACGAGUAGAAAAAAUAACCACACAACUACAAGAAGUGAGCUGCAAAAGAAAUACUCGCAGUUGGUGUUAAUCUGCAGCAACCCCCUGCCGGUCAUCGCGCUCAUACACCAGCAGCAACAGCAGAGGGGACAACGAACAAAAGGCGACUUUAGUUCGACGAGAAACAAAAUCGGGCUGUCUAUCUGCACGGUGACCGAGACCGAGUGUGGGAGUGCCAUUGACGAUAUGAAAGUGCACAACUCCCCCUCCCCCUCAUUUGUGUAGCACGAACGGCAAUACAAGAGUCAGCAAGAGUGCCGGUUUUGCAUGACAAAUUUCCACAAGAGUGUAGUGCUGUUCAGGCUUCCAGAGUUUGUCAUGCAAACAGUGCCAAGAAACACAGUUUGGAUUUGGUGUUUUGCAUGACAAAUGAGGGGGAGGGGGAGUUGUGCACUGUCAUAGACGAGUUCGAACUGUGCGAAGAGGAGGAGAAGGAGCCGCAAAAUUACGCCCGCGGAGACGAGAACAUCGUUGACAUUGUGGAAAUCAAAAAAAUGUAUAAAUAAAGCAUAGCGAGGACUUCUUGUUGCACACUCUAGACGCACACAACUGUGAUGCGCUUGUUCUCGUCGCAUGUUGACUUCCACACGAUAUUUUGAUUAUCAAUUUUCACGGUGUUGCUGUAGGAGAAAUAAAAUUGCUCACAACAGGUAGUAGAAGAACUACACCAGCUUCAUCAUUGUAGUUUGUCGCUUUGAGUAGAGAUCUUCAAAACCUCUCUUUCCGUAUAAAUCAAAACAGCUCACCAUCUACCAGCGACAUCACGGCUUCCACGACACUCGCGGACAAGUUUGUGAUUCUCGGGAGAAAGCUGGCGUUUUUUGUGCAAAUCAACUGGCUCGAGCAGCUCACGAAGUCCAAAUGGAGCGGGGAACUGCAGCCGUCGGUCUGCAAGGUGCUGAAUACGAAAACGAAGAAGCAGAUUGCGAACUUCUACUUCGCAGGAGCAGGCAGGAGGGAAGGUAUAGGUGGCACAUCAGGGCAGAUCUAGAUGCUUACUUGCAGACAUUAUGACAGCACUGCUCUGUCUUGCACGACUCUACUAUAGUCGAUGACAAACGCGAGCUAGCUUUAGCAUUGCAGAAUUCAGCGAAAAAAAAAUCAGGUGUACUGUUUUUCGAGGAUGACGAAGAGAUGAGUCUGCUGCAGACCCCAGACCAGACCCCCGAGAAACAGACCCCCGGACAGGACAAAUCAGGCCUAUUAAAUAACCAGGCUAAGGCCGCAAAUAAGCGUGGCGAACACGAGCUACUCAUGGUACAGCAGCAGCUUGAUAAAAACUACAAUCUCGUCCACAAUACCCUGUACCUCCCGUCCCAAGCCUUUAACUACCAACCACCUUUGCUGCAGCACUACGACGGAAGUAGAACAGGAAUGAACAUGGACGUGCCAGGAGGCGCGGCAGGCACCAGCUCCGGAACAGGAUCAGGCCCGACACGACCUUCGUACCAAGCGGACCUGCUGCAAAACCAGAACCAGAACACGUUUAACUACCAGCAGCUGAAGCAGCAGGAGCGGAAACAGCGGGAGAAAUUAGAAACUUUAUUGUUUAAAAACCCGGAAUUGCUGCUACCCUCCGGGAAUUUGUUCGGAAUAUCCUGUGCAAAAGUAUCGCACUCGUAUUGCAGUCAUGCAUUACAAAUCUUGUCCUUAAGGCAAAUCCGCAUUACAAAUAAUUUUAUUUCUCAUGCUGAGGAAAUUUGUAAUGCAUUUAUACGAGUGCGAUACUUUUGCAAUGCAUACGGAACGACAAGCAGCAAGAGUCUCGAUAUCGACGUGAAGGCGGUGGUCUCGCAGGUGCACAACGUGCAGAAUGCGUUUGUGAAUGAAUUGCUGAAGAAAGCGGCGAUCUUGAAGAAAUACCGCGAGAUGAAAUCGGCGGGUGGUGAGCAGGGGCAGACCCUGAAACUGUCCACGCAGCAGUUGCAGGAACUGAGUGCCAAAGCCGACGAAGCAGACAAAACGCAGAAGGAGCUCGAGGAACUGUUGAUGAGUUUGACGAAGAAGCAGAAGGAGUUGAAACGACAGUUUUUGGAUUUGGAACAAGCCUGCGUGCGGCAAGCGAGCGGGGAAAAAGCGGUGGAAAUCUCGAUUGGGUUGGAGGAACUGGGACGGAGGAUCGGGGGCGGAGAUGUUGGGGGUGCUGGGGGCGGUGUAGUUGGAGUUCCGGGGUUGGUCCGAUGAAGCGAAGAUCAUGGGGGCGCGAUUUGCGGCAUCUUCAUGCGGAAAUGUUUUUAGUUGCGGCUUGAUUGCCAUUUGUUUUCUUACUUAUGAUUAUCGGAAGAUAUUUUUAUCGGCGCGGGCUUGUCCUAGUUGUAGUUUGAAAAACAGAAAUCGUGAAGCAGCCACAAGGCAUUACUGGUACCAGAGAACCUGGAAGAGUCAGUGUUCAGUUCCCUUCAAUGUAAUUGCGUGCUGGCCUACAGGGAGCGGACGUAUGCAUCAGGAGCGCAGCGAAGCGUCACGAAUAUAGGCACAAGAGGACACGCCGCGCGGACUGGUUUACUCCGCCCGACGAGCCCGCCGGGCGCGAAGACCGCGCCGCCCGGCGGGACCCCUAAGGAGGGAGGCCGCGGCGUGCCUCGUUUCCGCGGCAGUCGAGUCCAAUGCUGCUGAGCCGCCUGCCGUGCUCACAGCGCCCCGGCUGCGGCCAAGCGUGGC